UGCCUUUUGAGUUCCGACUUCAACGUAUCGUCAGUCUCUUACAUUUAGGGGUGGUUAAUUGAUAAUCAUUUGCUAAUGUUAUCGGAGGCAAUUAAUUCAAGGAGUAGUUACAUUGAAAAUAAAUCGAAUUUAGUUCGAAUAGGGGGAUAGGAACGAAUGCGUCGUUUUACACAUUCCAUCGUUAUCUUUCAAACGCAAACUGACAACUCCACCACCGUCGUGCCACCCAGACUUGGCGCUCCUUUCAGUUGGCACCCGUGUCUCGAGGUGUGUGGUGUAGACUGGGUGUAGAGUUAGGGACGUACUAGGAAGGCAGUUGAAUGUGUGUCGCCUUUCGCGUUAGCGCUCGGCUGUUCCUGCGUCGUUUCAUCCGUGUUUUAUAGUUUUAAUUUUAAAUUGUUCUUGGUGUAUCUGUUGAUUAAUAGUGUUUUCAAAUAUAGGGGUACGUUCCUCGAUGUAUAUCGGUUGGCGUAUUCCAGUUAUGCGUCUGUUGGUGGCUUGUGAUUUUUAACGUCGGUGACAGACAGCCAUUGGAAAGGAUCCACUCGCGCUGCUACGGUCGUGUAGUGUCGUGUCGUGUCGUCCAAAGACCGUAGUUUUGUGCGUGUGUGUUUAUAAGUAUACCAACUGCGUGCGUAUUGUCGUUGUCGAGACGUCCCCGGAGAGUAUACGAGAAGCUUUCAUAUAAUAUUAUAUUAGAAACAAUGAUGCUGUCCUGAUCUGACGGAGAAGAUUCUACUUUACAUAAUAAGGUAAAGUGGCAAGAUGAGCUUUAGAUGACUGUUGGCUGAGCUGGUGCUCGUUAUAAGUUAGCAUGAGCGAAAUAGCAGCAGUAACUGCAUCCAAUGGUGGUUUGACCCACCUGGAAACUGUAGCACAUAUCAAGAGACAAAAAUUAGCUGGUUACAAUGUUCCUCCUGUACACGGCAGGCCUAACCCACCAAUUAGCGUACGAAACAGACUCAGCACACAUCAAAGAAACCUCAGCCUGGACUUUAGAUCAAUGGGAAUCUUAUUGCCUCCGGUGCCUCAGGCAAGUUCAGCGACCCUAACAAUGCAUCACAGGAAUCGUAGCUUGGAUUCAGCUCUACAGCGAAUACCUGAGGUUGAUGUAACCCCGAGUCCAGAAUGUGAAGCAAAUCCAACUCCAUGUACCAUAGUUGUUCCCUCAAUCAAAGGGCACAGCAGAGAGCGGGAAGAUCUUGCCAGUCUGGGAUCGGAUGACUCUGGAAUUUUGUGUGGUUCUGAAAGCGGAUCUAGUGACACUGCGAAUGCGACAACUAGAGAAUCCAGCGUUGAACACUUGCAUAGCAGAGAAAGCUUGGACUCUACACGCUCGCAAGCUGGUGAUUCUGACAGUGUCGAUGUUGUAGAUGGAGAUAUAAGUGUCAUAGUGUCCCAUUCCCCAACUGAACUUGUGUCUAGUGAUUGUUUGUCAAAAGAGAUUUAUAACGGUCUCGAUGGAUCUGAACAUUCCGAUGAAAGUGAACCCAAAGAAGUUGUUGUACUUGGCAAGGGAGAUCAUAAUCUUCCAAAAGAACCGUGUGGUAGUGAUUAUAUGUCCCAAGACUCUAGAAACAAUGCUAAUCGCAUCAAUCAAGUCGUUUGUAGACAUACCCUGCACAUGAAUGCUUUGCAAAAUGGCGUUGCCGAUGCUGCGAUCACUUUGUGCUGUGGGACUGGUCAACCCGAGACUAAAUCAAUCAAAAAACAGGCAGAAAUAUGCAGACAAGAAACUGCGCAACCUAAAUCCUCUAAGGGAUGCUUACUCAGGCUAUUCGAGAGCCAGGUUUUUGAUAUGUCCAUGGCCAUUUCUUAUCUUUUCAACUCCAAGGAGCCUGGAGUGCAAAGUUACUUGGGCAACAAAUUAUUCAGUUUCCCUGACAACGAGCUGGACUUUUAUUUACCACAGCUUGUAUCCAUGUAUAUACAAAUGCAUGACGUUGCAGAAGUUAUCCAUCCUUAUCUCGUCCAUCGGUGUAGAAAGUCAGCAGAUUUCUCGUUGAAAUGUGCUUGGCUUUUGGAUGCGUAUAGUUCAGAUGCCCAUCUUCCCUCUAAAAAGAAGUCUCAUGGAACAAAACUUAAGAAUCUUAUUUUGUCAGAUGAGCUCAGGCCAAAAGAAAACGAAUCCAACAGAAGGCAGCGUAUUUGUGGUCAACAAGUUCCUUUACCUCCGCCGCUACCAUCCAUACAAUUUAUCACUUCACCAAAUAAAAAGACACAUCAAAGAUCACAGUCUGACGCUACUGGGCUUUUCCAGGCUCUUCGUCGUAGUCAUUCCGGAUUAGUGAACAAAGUGAGUUUGGGGGACCUUAGCUCUGGUCGAGCGUUCGAUAAUGGGUGUACCUGUUUUGAUUCUUGUCAAGGAAUUGUCAACGAUUUGCGUGGAAAAAAAACUGAUUGUUUUUGCGGGGCUCCUCGAUUAGCUCCAGAAUAUGAAUUUAUCCAGGCACUUAUCUCUAUCGGCAAAUUACUCGGAACUAUUCCAACUAAAGAGGGAAAAAUUGUACAGCUGGCUGCAGAAUUGAAUGCCAUUAACCUGAAUCUUCCUGCACGUGUGUGGAUUCCACUAUACAGCACUGUACCACAUCACAUUGUUAGAGUGCCAUCUCAGUCUGCAGCUAUUUUGAACAGCAAGGACAGGGCGCCCUAUAUCAUUUACGUCGAAGUAUUGGAAGUCGAAGAUAUUCACACUUCACCGGUGCCACCAAAAAUCAUGGGCAGUUCUCUGCGGCACACAAAAUCUGAAGAAAAUCUUACCGGCGAUGAACAGUCAACUGUCACUAACUCCAGUAUUACGACCACCGAAGUCCCAACAGUUGCUUUAACAAAUCGUGGACAAGCAGACAAUAUUAUCAGUACUCCUGUCCAAACAAGUGUCAACACAGCUUUCAAUCCUUCCGAUGAUGACCCAAAUGAUUGCUGGAGCCAAGAAGAUGAAGAAAUAUCUGAACAGUAUUUACAACUUCGCAAGCCAAUCGACAGGGAUACGAUAUCACAAUUAAGUCAAGAAUCAUCAGACAGUCGUGAACCAAAUUUCAUACCCGGAGAUAUUAAACGGCGCUUGUCCCAGAUGGCUUCUACCCCCAGUGCCAAUUUCAACUAUGAUCGCGAAGACCCUUCGGCAGCAGCUCUUAAGGAACCCUGGGAUGUGAAGCAACGCCGUAUAAGAGCCACCAGCCCUUAUGGUCACUUUGCUUCCUGGCAGCUCCUUGCCGUUAUCGUCAAAUAUGGUGAUGAUUUUCGACAAGAACUCCUAGCCUCUCAGCUUCUGUCCAUGCUUCAGAGAAUUUGGCAAGAGGAACAUGUCCCACUUUGGGUCAGGCCAUACAAAAUACUAUGCCUGUCCAACGAUAGUGGACUGAUCGAGCCUAUUUUGAAUACAGUCUCGGUUCACCAAGUGAAGAAACAUUGUCAACUUACUCUGCUACAAUAUUUUGAACGAGAAUUCGGCCCUCGUACUUCGGAAGGUUUCCUGACAGCACAGAGAAAUUUCGUGGAGAGUUGUGCGGCAUAUUGUCUCGUCAGUUAUUUAAUCCAAGUGAAAGAUCGCCAUAAUGGAAAUAUCCUGUUACACAGCGAUGGCCACAUAAUUCACAUCGACUUUGGUUUUAUGCUUUCUGCUUCACCUCGAAACAUUGGCUUUGAAACCUCCCCAUUCAAGCUCACACCAGAGUUCGUGGAAGUAAUGGGCGGUGACAAAUCCGACAUGUUCAACUAUUUCAAAAUACUUAUUCUUCAGGGAUUAGUAGCUGCUCGAAAGCACAUGGACAAGAUUCUUAGUCUUGUUGAAAUCAUGAGAUCCGGAUCUCAGCUGCCGUGUUUCCGAAGUGGGGCAGCUACCGUACAGGGGUUGAAGAAUCGGUUUCACUUGAGUUUAACUGAAGAUCAGUUACGCAGGCAUGUCGAAGAUCUUGUCAAAGGUAGUAUUGGCUCUUGGUCAACAAAAUUGUACGAUCACUUCCAGUACUUUACUAACGGUACACUUUAAUGGGGACUUUAUACAUACGCGAGUGCGCGACGAUAUUGUGUCACAUCAUUUGAGUUUACAAAUUGCUUGUGUGGUGGUGACGUAAAUUCACCAAAUUAAUUGUGGAGAAGAUUGAAGUUCGUACACAAAUUUGAUACAAAGAGAACCCCAAAACAGCUAGUGUCGAAAUGAACGCUUAUAUUCGUGGAAUCGUGACUUGUAGAAACUGCAAAAAUAUUCAAGGGACACCACAAAUUACAAUAACAAAGGUAGGUGUACUACUGGUGCCGAUGUUUAGACGGAUAUGGAUAAAUGGUGAGUAAAUGAAUCCGUUUUAAACAACAGAGUAAUUUGUUUAAGGUGCCUUAUACAUACCUAUGUAGUGAAGGUGAAAAGUUGGUCAAAUUUAGUACAGUGGUGUGACUGUAGUGAUUUUAUACGAUUUAAAAAGUUGGUCGUUAAAGCCAGCCGGACAAUUUCUGUAAUUUGUAAAUACCUGAAAGUGAAUUCCUGUUGAGACUAAGUUAGAUCUCAGCAAUAAAUAAUUGUAUCUUAACGUAAUAAACUUGUUGAGUCUUUCAUCUAAACACGAGCCUCUGCAAAUUAACAACAAUCCUGAUGACUGUUUCAGUCUGAUUGUUGGGCUAAAAUUACGAAUGGAGACGAAUACUCAAAAUCUUUCCUAUUAUAUUAUAUUAUUAUACAUAUAAAUAUAUAUAAAUAUAUAUUAUAUUAUGAUGAAAUAUAUAUAUUACAACUUGAUAUGGCAGUCUUAUAAGCGUAUACUAAAAUGUAGACAACAGCGUGGAAUCGUAACUUAUUCAUUUUUAUUAUUACUUUCUCAUUUGAUAACGUAGCAGAGUCAUAACUAUUCGAAUUGAUUAUUUCAAAAUUGAUGAUAAUCGGUAUUGGAAACUUUUUGUCAUUCGAAUGUUCAUUGAAACCACAAACGAAAA
Athalia rosae (coleseed sawfly) is the source of this 4926-nucleotide messenger RNA. RefSeq names its product phosphatidylinositol 4-kinase beta (gene fwd). Gene Ontology annotation, molecular function: 1-phosphatidylinositol 4-kinase activity. Gene Ontology annotation, cellular component: cytoplasm; membrane. The record is from RefSeq and is a predicted model, not a curated record. NCBI's taxonomy places the organism in Eukaryota, Metazoa, Arthropoda, Insecta, Hymenoptera, Athaliidae. The transcript is spliced from 12 exons. The coding region runs from base 815 to 3991 and encodes 1058 amino acids. Gene Ontology annotation, biological process: phosphatidylinositol phosphate biosynthetic process; phosphatidylinositol-mediated signaling.